Alligator sinensis (Chinese alligator) is the source of this 3453-nucleotide messenger RNA. RefSeq names its product dpy-19 like C-mannosyltransferase 3 (gene DPY19L3). The transcript has 19 exons. Gene Ontology annotation, molecular function: mannosyltransferase activity. Bases 210 to 2369 code for a protein of 719 amino acids. NCBI's taxonomy places the organism in Eukaryota, Metazoa, Chordata, Crocodylia, Alligatoridae. Gene Ontology annotation, cellular component: nuclear inner membrane. The record is from RefSeq and is a predicted model, not a curated record.
CCAGGGGCUGGGACUGCCCAGGGCUUAGGCACGAGGCACCAUGCAGGCCUCCAAACCAGGACACCGGCUUGCAAAGAGUGCAAUACUAUCCUCCUCCUAUUAGCAGAUACCAUGACAGGCUAGUCUGUCUUGUUAUUACAAUAAUAAUGACCAGGCUGGCCAUCAUCAUCAUCAUCUAAUGAUGAUGGAAUCAGACUGAAGAAUAAUGUAUGGAAGUUUCUGACAUCAUGACAACCAUCAGACAGAGAAAGGGAAUAAAAGUCACAGAAGUUGCAGAAGAUCAUCUUUCACAGAAGAAAAAUGUGAAGUCUGAUGGGAGAGUUCCAUCUGGUGGAAAACUAUGGAAGAGAUUUUCGCUUAUAGUUGGUGGAAUAGUUGCCGUCUCCCUUGGGCUUCUUACUUCUGUUUAUGUUGCUACACUACAUGAGAAUGAUCUUUGGUUUUCCAAUAUUAAGGAAGUAGAACGAGAAAUUUCAUUCAGGACUGAAUGUGGACUGUAUUACUCCUACUAUAAACAGAUGCUGCAGGCUCCAUCCAUCCGACAAGGAUUACAUGACCUAAUACAUGACAAUAAAACAGAAUCUCUGAGGACAAUCAACAUACUUGAACGAAUGAAUGUUUACCAGGAGGUGGUUCUCAGCAUUCUUUAUAAGAUUCUUCCUAUUCAGCAAUACGUAGAGCCUGUUUAUUUGUAUAUCUAUACUUUGUUUGGACUUCAGGCUGUUUAUGUCAUUGCUUUGUACAUAACCAGCUGGCUUCUCAGUGGAACAUGGCUUUCAGGCUUAUUAGCAGCUUUCUGGUAUAUUAUCAACAGAAUAGAUACUACAAGAGUAGAAUUCACCAUUCCGUUAAGAGAGAAUUGGGCACUGCCAUUCUUUGCAGUUCAAAUAGCAGCAAUCACAUAUCUCCUCAGACCUCAUUUACGACCUCUUCAUGAAAGACUGACACUUCUGACGGUGUUUUUAUCAACAUUCCUCUUUAGCCUGACUUGGCAAUUUAAUCAGUUUAUGAUGCUGAUACAAGCAUUAGUAUUAUUUAUAUUGGACUCUCUUGACAUGCUUCCCACAGCAAAGGUUAUGAUGCUCUAUAUUAUACAAGUAACUGGCUUACUACUGGUCUGUAUUCUACAGUUCUUUAAUUCCAUGAUUCUUGGAUCAUUAGCGAUAAGUUUUAAUGUUUCUGUCUUGCUAGCAAGAACAAUUCAGAGAAACCUAAAAACUGGAGGCUUGUUAAAUAGGCUUGGGAAGCUUUUCCUCCAUGUACUCUUGGUAUUAUGUUUGACACUUCUUGUAAAUAACUUUAUUAAGAAAAUUCUUAAUCUUGAGUCAGAUGAACAUAUAUUUAAAUUCUUGAAAGCAAAAUUUGGAUUUGGAUCAACAAGAGAUUUUGAUGCUAACCUGUACCUCUGUGAAGAAGCUUUUGGUUUGCUGCCAUUAAAUACUUUCUCAAGACUCUCAGAUACAUUUCUUUUUUAUGCCUACAUAUUUGUCCUCUUCCCUAUUAUGAUAACAGCUGCUGUUGUUGCUUUUCAAAAUCUCAGUGGCUCAGCUAAUGUCCAGCCUAUUGAUAAAAUGGAAAAAUGCACAAUAGCUCUCAAGCCUGGAGCUGCCUACAAUUUAAUUCACACAGUCCUGUUUGGAUGCCUGGCUUUAAGCACAAUGAGAAUGAAAUAUCUUUGGACAUCUCAUAUGUGUGUAUUUGCAUCUUUUGGUUUGUGCAGUACUGAAGUUUGGGGAUUUAUCCUGAAAUCUGUUCAUCUGAACACACCACAGAGGAUAUGUGUGAUUAAAUAUUUGGUACCAAUAGCAACAUUGCUGUACCUUUCCCAUAAGUUCUGGCCAGGAAUGAUGGAUGAGCUGUCAGAGCUGAGAGAGUUCUAUGACCCAGACACAGUGGAGCUGAUGAACUGGAUUAAGUCCAACACUCCUAAGACAGCAGCAUUUGCUGGGAGCAUGCAGCUAUUAGCAGGAGUUAAAUUGUGCACUGGAAGGAUCUUAACUAAUCAUCCGCAUUAUGAGGACAAGAGUCUGCGAGAGAGAACAAAACAGGUUUAUCAGAUAUAUGCAAAGAGAUCUCCAGAGGAGGUUUACAGAACACUGAGGUCUUUUGGCACAGACUAUGUGAUCUUGGAGGACAGCAUAUGUUACGAAAGACGGCACAGCAGAGGCUGUCGGUUACGUGACCUGCUUGAUAUAGCUAACGGUCAUAUCAUGGAUGGCGUAGGAGACAAUGAACCCAAUUUGAAGCCUUCCGCAUAUCCUCGCUUUUGUGAGGAAAUUAAAAAAAACUUACCUGCAUAUACCUUAUACUUUACUCGAGUAUUCCAGAACAAAACAUUCCACGUUUACAAGCUCACUAAGCAUAAAUAGCGUGAAUUCCCAACUGUGACUCAAGUUUAAUAUUUUAAUACUCAGUCCACAAGGGGAAGUGUUGAAGACGUUUACAGAAGUGUUACAUUUUUAAAGGCAUUUUACAUUGAUUGUUCCUUGGUUAAUUACUGUGAUUCCUAGGUUAGUUUCAGACAGUUUAGUUUUGAUAACAUUCUUGACAUUGCCAAAAUUUUCAUAGAUUUUUACACUAAUGCCAGCAGGGGACCACCAUAAUUGAGUCUGAUCUCUAUACAUGUAGGCCACAGAAUUUUUCCAGAAGCUGAAUUUUAUGUUUAGCUCACUGAAAAAUAUAGACAGAACAGGUAGUUUGCCUCAGAACUGCAGAAUGAUCAAGCUGUAUAAUUCUGCUCAGGGGUUUGGAUAUUUUACUGUAAGCUGAACACGAUAAAAAUUCAGUGAAGGCCGGUACGCCUCGCUGUCUCAUUACUAAAUAUGCAUUAGCCUCAGUUGUCCGAGCUGAUACUUCAAGGUGGACCACUAUUGCUUAAGCAGAGCCUCUCUUUUUGGUUCAAUGGUGCUCUGUAUGGGAGUAAAGCUCCCAGCAUGUGCAUCUGAUUGAAAAUCAGAGCCUUUUGUAGUGAAAACACUGUGGAGAAUAAAGUAGUUUUUAUUGUUGUUUUAACACUUUACUUAUACAGAUGUGUGUUGCCUGUUUUUAUGCUGUUUUAACUUUUGAUGAUGGGUCUUUGUGUAUUUCUUGUGAGUCUCAUGCUGGAGCAUGUUGCUGUAUGUGGCACGUUGGUAAUCUCUUAAUUUAAAAUACUAAACACGAGUAAAUGAUAACAAAAAAAAUUCUCCGCUGGGAUUCUCACAACACUAUUUAUUAUCUGUACUCUGCACUAAUGAGAGAUUUUUCUCUAAGUGAAUCUCCCCCAAUAGCUGGUGCAGAAUACUGAAGUUGAACACUGCCAAUAUGAUAUGGGGAGUGUUUUGCCUCGACAGUGACAGAAGUUUGUAUGUGAACGUGCACAUGCACCUGCAUAAGCAUGUCUCGGAGCCUUGCUUUUUAGUAUUCAAGAGACACAAAACAGGUCUCUUUUCUUUAAAAAAAAAAAAAAAAAAA